Molecule: messenger RNA, 650 nt
Organism: Phymastichus coffea
Lineage: Eukaryota; Metazoa; Arthropoda; Insecta; Hymenoptera; Eulophidae
Product: COX assembly mitochondrial protein homolog
Exons: 3
Coding region: 109-516 (135 amino acids)
Cellular component (GO): mitochondrion
Source: RefSeq, a predicted model, not a curated record
UACAAUACUAAUGUAUCCUUCGGGAAUUAUUAGUCGUCUGCAGUAAAUACUGUUUAUGUUCUCGAUAUAUGUACCUGAUGAAUUAGAUUGAAAUUAUUCAUAAAAACAAUGUCAAAUGAACAUAUUAGAAAAGAAAAAGAUGUUCAAUACAGUGUAUUAAACCCAAAAAAAUUUGGUGGUGGCCCUCAUGGAUUAGGUGAUCCUGAUGAUCGUUCACUUAGGAAAGUCGAGCAAGAUAUCUUGGUGGCAAAAAAGGUUAGAGAUAGAGCCAGAGAAGAAAAAUGUAUACCGGAAGUUGCAGCUUUCAACGCAUGUUGUAAAGAUAGCAGUUUUAUGAUGGUAUUCACUUGUCAAAAACAGAAUACCGCAAUGAAGGAAUGCUUAGUGCGUUGGUACCAAGAUCAAGCAUUUUGGGAAGAAUGCAAGGAUCAAUAUUUACAAGAGAGAUCAGAAUUCAGGCGUACCGGAGAACCUAAAAAAAUACGAGACUUCAAAGCAAAACAUCGCCAUAUUUAACUGGAUAGUUAUUAUUACUAUGUACAAAAAAUUUACAAAUGAAAAAUAUUUAUCAAAAGCUUUUACGACGAGUAAUUAUCGUCAUCGCUAUACUCAUUAAAUGUAUUAACAUUUAAUUUCCAUCUUCUCCAAAG